AUGUGUAUCAAGAAAGGGCAAAGGAAUCGAUGGGGAACUAGAAGACUUGUACAUCCUGGCUUUGGCUUUGGCUUUGGCUUCGGAUUUAGUUUGAAGGUUGAUCGUCAAAUUGAUACGAGAAGGCUAAUCUUUGACAGAGAAUUGAUAUUUUACAUUGAUCUCAAUACACACAUACAUACCUCAAAUCAAUUAAAAAUAAAAUGGCGGUGUGGAUUUUGGUAUUAUUCUUUGUUUGAUCUGGCAUUCCUGAACAAAGAUAGACUUACUGGUAAUGUAGCCCCAGAUAAAGAGAGUUUACGAUCUUGGCUGCACGUUUAG
Molecule: messenger RNA, 318 nt
Organism: Phycomyces blakesleeanus NRRL 1555(-)
Lineage: Eukaryota; Fungi; Mucoromycota; Mucoromycetes; Mucorales; Phycomycetaceae
Exons: 3
Coding region: 1-318 (105 amino acids)
Source: RefSeq, a predicted model, not a curated record